CCCAAUCACAGUGCCGCCCGCAAACCAGUCAACACGGCGGCGCAGGUGCGGGCCGACGACGACGACGCCGUCGACGACAUGGCGCUCCUCCUGGGGGGGCUCGGCUGCACCAACAGCACCCUCAAGACCAUCCUGUUUGUCUUCAACUGCGCGUUCGUGCGUUGCAGGUGCUCGGCCUGGUGGCGUGCUCGCUGGCGACCGCCAUGCUGACGACCGAGGCCGACUUCGUGGACGGCGUGCGCGAGGCGCUCUGGGCCUGCGUGGUCUCGGGCUUCGCGGCCACCUUCGUCUCCUUCCUGGGCGGGAUGGGCGCGCUCAAGGAGAGCCCCAAGAUCCUCAUCGCGUACACGGUGUGCAUGGUGCUCGUGGCAGUGGCUCAGCUGCUCACCAGCCUCAUGCUCAUCAUCACCUCGGCCGGGUCCCGCACCGGCGUCCAGGCCAUCUUCGACCGCGCUCGCGACGGCGACGUCCUCCUGGGCUACAUCGCGGCCAGGAUCCAGAUGCUGUUCGAGUGCUGCGGCUCGGACGGCCCCGCCUACUGGGAGGUGCCCGGCAGCCAGGGCCUGCUGCCGGCCACGUGCUGCCACGGCGGGCUCGUGAGGCACUGCGACCUGUCCAACACGUUCACCGCGGGCUGCACCCCGCGCGUCGAGGGCUUCGUCGGCCGGUACGGCAUCUCGAUCGGCGCCACGGGCCUCGCCAUCUCCAUCACCGAGGGGCUCGGCGUCUGGCUCUCGGCUGCCCUGGCGCUACGGUUCAGAGCCCUCGCCCGGCGGAUGCAGAAUCUCUAAAGUUUGUUGCGCUGGACGCUGACGUCACCACCACACCACAAAGUCUCUUUCUCUACUUUUUAUUUUUAAGUAAUUUUUUUUAAAG
Messenger RNA from Frankliniella occidentalis (western flower thrips), 876 nucleotides. Its product is annotated as tetraspanin-9-like. Bases 204 to 791 code for a protein of 195 amino acids. Gene Ontology annotation, cellular component: membrane. The transcript has 5 exons. NCBI's taxonomy places the organism in Eukaryota, Metazoa, Arthropoda, Insecta, Thysanoptera, Thripidae. The record is from RefSeq and is a predicted model, not a curated record.